Molecule: messenger RNA, 830 nt
Organism: Cornus florida
Lineage: Eukaryota; Viridiplantae; Streptophyta; Magnoliopsida; Cornales; Cornaceae
Exons: 4
Coding region: 54-548 (164 amino acids)
Molecular function (GO): zinc ion binding
Source: RefSeq, a predicted model, not a curated record
GGACGGGUGUACUUGAGACAUAAAGAAUUUCAUUUUUAGGCUAAUCGAGAAAAAUGGUGAAUUACAUGCUGAUGAUCACCGCCGACCUCGAGAACCUCACCGAUCUUCAGCCUCAAGAAGGCUGCGAUGAUCCAAACUUCACCUACUACUUCAAGAUGAGGUGUGGAAAUUGUGGAGAGUUGACACAGAAAGAGACAUGUGUGAGUUUGAAUGAAACAGUUGCACUGCCGAAGGGUACCACUAACCUUGUUCAGAAGUGCAAAUUUUGCGGGAGGGAGGGGACUAUAACAAUGAUUACUGGCCGUGGCCGUCCACUGACCCAGGCAAUUAGUGAAUCGGGAAAGUAUUCUCCUUUGAUGUUGUUUGACUGCAGGGGGUAUGAGCCUGUAGAAUUUUCAUUUGGCAGUAGCUGGAAAGUUGAAUCACUGGAAGGUACUACAUUUGAUGGCAUUGACUUGUCUGGAGACGAAUUCGCUGAAUAUGAUGAGAAGGGAGAGUGCCCAGUCAUGAUAUCCAACCUUCGCUAUAUGUUCCACGUGGUGAAGUAGGUGGCAAAUCUGUGUUCAUUUUCACUGGUAUAUAAAAUAGUGAACGGGUACAGAUUUCUUAUGCUGUAGAAAAAUUUGACUGCACGGAAAAUCUGUGACUUAAUGCUUGUUCAACUGACAGUUAUCUCCUAGAUAUAUUAGUAACUACUAUAAGUGGACAAACGAAAUGCAUUCCAUAGAUUGUGAUCUUUAGUAUCUUGUAAUAUUCGUUUUUCAUCUGCACAAUGAUGACCGAGACACAGAAUGAAUGAUGAUGAUAUGAAACGGAAAAAUUAUGACUUA